This is a messenger RNA of Plectropomus leopardus (leopard coralgrouper), 974 nucleotides long. RefSeq names its product ribonuclease, RNase K b (gene rnasekb). NCBI's taxonomy places the organism in Eukaryota, Metazoa, Chordata, Actinopteri, Perciformes, Serranidae. The record is from RefSeq and is a predicted model, not a curated record. Gene Ontology annotation, biological process: nucleic acid metabolic process. Gene Ontology annotation, molecular function: RNA endonuclease activity.
GAAGCCGAGUGAUGCGGAUCAGCUGACCGUGCGGCUCUGUCGUCCUUCCAUGGAUCAUCUCUGACUUUAACGAAUACAAAAACAUAAGAAUCCGUUUCUGAUCGAUUAGUCGAUCGGACCGAACACCGACAUGCCGUCGCUUCUGUUCUGCGGGCCGAAGAUGGCCGCGUGCGGGAUCGUGAUCAGCAUCUGGGGGGUCAUCAUGCUGGCGAUGUUGGGAAUAUUCUUCAGCGCCAAGUCGGCCGUGCUGAUCGAGGACGUCCCGUUCACUGAGGAGGACAUCCGCAACGAUAAAAAUCCUCCAGGGAACAUCUACAGUCUCUACAACCAAGUCGGCAUCAACUGCUUCAUCGCCGCCGCCAUCUACGUGGUGGUGGGCGCCGUCUCGCUCUGCCAGGUCCGACUCAACAAGCGUCAGGAGUACAUGGUUACAUAAACCGACGCCAAGGAGCCGCCGUCAGCUGCCGUCUCACCGCGGAGUUUAUGUUACAACUUCCUCUCUAACCGGCCAAUCAGCAGCUGAGGCCACUCACACAGGGGUGCUGUGGGCGGGUCAGAUUAUUUAUUUUAAACCUUUGAAGUUUGUUGUUGUAUGAAAUGUCGAAUCAUUCCUCUGAGCGAGUUCGCGCAAACCUGGGAACUCCUGUUUGUUACAUUUAUUUCAUCACUGAUUGAGAUUUAAAUUGUCCGUCGCCGUUCGACGUUUGUUUUUCUGUCAGCUGCUUUAAAGAUUCGAACAGUGAAGUGUUUGCAGACGGCGACGCCGGGACAACCUGAGACGGUUUUAUUGUUGUCUGAAUUUUCCCGAUCGCUGGUGUUUCUCUUGAAGCGAUCGGAAACGCGGAGCUGCUGACGGCGAAUCUAAACGUUACGACGUGUUCAUGCUGUUUGUUUCUGAUCAUAGUGAAACGAGUCAAAUGUUACAAACUGUGGUGGAGAAAACUUUGCAAUAAAGUGUUUGUGUUUAAUGUGGA